GAUAAAUCUUUCAAUAAUGCGAUUGUGAGUCUGCUAUUGAUUCAAGAAUGUACCGAAUGGUUCAGGCUUGACGAUUACGGUACUGAUCGCCUUAACUAUUACUAUUCAACAAUGGUAAUUAUGGUGUUAUCAGUAACGAUUACUGCUAAGCAAUAUGUUGGUUCACCGUUACAGUGCUGGGUACCGGCUCAGUUCACGAAAGCCUGGGAGCAAUAUGCUGAAAAUUAUUGUUUUGUGUAUAAUACCUAUUGGGUACGGCCUGAUGAGGACGUUCCAGAUUCAGUCGAUACGAGAGUCGCUCAACAACUGAUAUACUACCAAUGGGUUCCUUUCAUAAUGGCUCUAGAAGCAGCAUUCUUUUAUUUCCCCAUGGUAUUCUGGAGUCAAGUAAACAACAGUGUCUACCUAAUCACAAAAAUCAUUUACGUUAUCAAUCUCGUCAUGCAAUUCCUCAUGAUGAAUAAGUUUCUUGGUCAGAAUGAUCCAUAUUGGGGCGUGCACAUACUUAGCGAUAUUCUGACUGGCACUGAUUGGGAGCUCAGUGGAAACUUCCCCCGAAUAGCCAUGUGUGACUUUCAGGUCCGUGUUCUCGGCAAUCUUCAACGAUACUCAAUUCAAUGCGUACUGUCUUUGAAUAUGUUCAACGAGAAGAUCUUUCUAUUUCUGUAUUUUUGGUUUAUUUUGGUCGGGAUCCUGACCGCAUUCGAUGCCAUUCACCUUGCCUACUCAACUCGAUUAAAUUCACAAAAAUUACAAUUUGUACGAAAGUUUAUCAAGUCGACAGCGGAUGAAGACGAUCUUAUGGAAGAUUUUUGUAUAUAUCAAGUAAAUCCCGAUAUGAUUGUGAUAUUGAAUAUGAUUGGCGCACAUGCUAAUGAUGUCAUUUCUAGUGAAGUUCUCCAACAAAUGUGGAAAAAUUACAAGAAACGACGAGAAGAAAUUGGUCAUGAUCUCACAUUUCCGCAAGUGAAGAAAAACGGUGAUGUAGAGGAGACGAGACCGCUAAUGUUUACAUAA
Messenger RNA from Haemonchus placei, 1017 nucleotides. Lineage: Eukaryota; Metazoa; Nematoda; Chromadorea; Rhabditida; Trichostrongylidae. The record is from the annotation of a GenBank genome assembly.